GGGCGGGGAAGAGCCCGCCGGGGAGACGGUCCGCCGGUCCUUCGCGCCCGCCCGCCCGCCCGAUCGGCCCGGCCCGGCUCCGCUCCACCAUGAUCAAGGCGAUCCUCAUCUUCAACAAUCACGGGAAACCCCGCCUCUCCAAGUUCUACCAGCCUUACAGUGAAGAUACACAGCAACAAAUCAUUCGAGAAACUUUCCACUUGGUAUCCAAACGAGAUGAAAAUGUUUGUAAUUUUCUAGAAGGAGGCCUGUUAAUAGGGGGAUCUGACAACAAACUGAUUUACAGACAUUAUGCCACAUUGUAUUUUGUCUUCUGUGUGGAUUCUUCAGAAAGCGAACUGGGCAUUUUAGACCUAAUACAGGUAUUCGUGGAAACAUUAGACAAAUGUUUUGAAAAUGUCUGUGAGCUGGAUUUAAUUUUCCAUGUCGACAAGGUCCACAAUAUUCUGGCAGAAAUGGUGAUGGGGGGAAUGGUUCUGGAGACCAACAUGAAUGAAAUAGUUACACAAAUUGAUGCCCAAAAUAAGUUGGAGAAAUCGGAGACCUUUAUCUUUCAGUCUCCCAGACAGGACAGGUAGACAAGGCUGGCUUAGCAGGAGCUCCAGCCCGUGCUGUAUCAGCUGUAAAGAAUAUGAACCUUCCCGAGAUCCCAAGAAAUAUUAACAUUGGUGACAUCAGUAUAAAAGUGCCAAACCUGCCCUCUUUUAAAUAAAAAGUCUACUCCCAGGUAAAAUCCAGGGGGAAAAAAAGUCAUCUAGGUUUACCAUGCAGUUGUUUACCAAAUAAAGAGGAAGAGAGUCUAACUUUUGCUAUUGGAUUUAGAAUCAAGGUACUGUAUAGAAAUUGUGUGUAAAAAUCAGUUUGUGAAAUUCAGUGUUGCUUUUGUCUUGCUCAGCAAUUUUAAAGGAAAUGGUCCUGUGUGAUUUUUUUUUUCUAAAUUACAUUCCUAUGCCCUGUAAGGCAUGGUAGAACUUGGCUGCUGCAGUAUUUUGAAAAAGUAUUUAAAACAAUUCUUUACUAUGUACUACCCAAUCUAUGGAGUAUUUUAUAUAUUCUACUAAUAGUGCAGCAUUCCUUAACUCUUCCUGCUCUCUGUCAUGAGUAUUAUUUAAGAAUCAUGUAUAAAUGUUGCAUGAAACAUUAAAAAAUCCUUUUUGUUUAAAUAAACUUUAAAUUUACUGGACUUCCAAAA
Messenger RNA from Tachyglossus aculeatus (Australian echidna), 1192 nucleotides. It is a transcript of the gene AP3S1, whose product is annotated as adaptor related protein complex 3 subunit sigma 1. The transcript has 7 exons. Gene Ontology annotation, cellular component: AP-3 adaptor complex; intracellular membrane-bounded organelle; membrane coat. The record is from RefSeq and is a predicted model, not a curated record. Gene Ontology annotation, biological process: Golgi to vacuole transport; intracellular protein transport. Bases 90 to 578 code for a protein of 162 amino acids. Lineage: Eukaryota; Metazoa; Chordata; Mammalia; Monotremata; Tachyglossidae.